Miscanthus lutarioriparius is the source of this 1701-nucleotide messenger RNA. NCBI's taxonomy places the organism in Eukaryota, Viridiplantae, Streptophyta, Magnoliopsida, Poales, Poaceae. The record is from the annotation of a GenBank genome assembly.
AUGCUCGCCGGCCGCUAUACCAUCAUCAUCGUUGUCUUCGCUUUCCUGCUGCUGCCGGCGCCACUGGCCGUGGAGAACCCGCCUUAUGAAUCCUAUUGCGACGGCAACGGGUACGCGGUCAACAGCACGUUCCAGGCGAACCUGAACCUUCUCACCGCAGCGCUCCCCGUCAACGCCUCCAUCUCGCCGGCGGGCUUCGCAACCGCCGGCUUUGGCUCGGCGCCCGACCAGGCCAACGGGCUGGCGCUUUGCCGCGGCGACACCAACGCCUCCACCUGCGCCGCCUGUGUCGCGGCGGCGUUCCAGGACGCGCAGCAGCUCUGCCCGCUGUCCAAGGGCGCCACCGUGUACCGUGACGCCUGCGUCCUCCGCUUCGCCAGCUGGCCGUUCUUGGAUUUCCUCCAAGAGGGCCAGUGGCUUGUGCCGGAAUUGUUUCCUUCGAUUUUUAAGGGCCCAGGGAGCGUCAACGCCUCGGAUGCCUGGUUCAGCGCCGCCGUCACGGGGAUCUUCAGGGCCCUAGUCGACCACGCGAUGGCGACGAGCAACGCGACGAGGAAGUACUUCGCCACGGGUGAGAUGGACUUCGACCCCAAGCUCUAUGGGCUUGCGCAGUGCGCGCCGGAUCUCACGCUGGCGCAGUGCCGGGACUGCCUCAGGGACCUCGCGACAAUACUGACGACGCAGUAUUUGAGCGGGCGGCCGCCCUCGAUUAGCGCUUUCGUGGUGUGGUGCUCCCUGAUAUGCAGCGUGUCGCCGGUCUACGACGGCCGGGCGAUGUUGCAGCUUGCCGCGCCGCCGGUACCACCACCAUCGACCACUCUCACGCCCCCUUCUUCAGGGAGGAAAAGAAGUGCAGCUGUAAUUUCUGCAGGCGUAGCCUGUUCCAUUGCGUUAAUGUUGAUUAUUUCAGCUAUUUGUUUCCUUCGAUUCCAGAGGAGAAUUAACUCGACAGAGAACAAUCAUCCACUGAAGAAGAUAGGGAGAGCACAAUGCACGAUCUUUGAUUUGCCAACAUUGCAAGAGGCGACUGAACACUUCUCAGAGAAGAAUAAGCUAGGAGAAGGUGGCUUUGGUACUGUAUACAAGGGGAUCCUCUCUGAUGGGCAAGAGAUAGCAGUCAAGACACUCUUAGGAAGAACCGGGGACGGGUUGCAACAACUACACAAUGAAGUGCUGGUACUGGCAGAGCUUCAGCACAAGAACCUUGUUAGCGGCUAUAUGGCGCCAGAGUAUGUAAUGCACGGUAGGGUGUCGCCCAAGAUUGAUGUCUUCAGCUUCGGUGUGUUGGUCCUUGAGAUUGUGACCAGGAGAAGCAACUGCAGUUCUGAUGACCACAGCACUGUCAAUCUCCUUAGUGAUGUCUGGGAUCACUGGUCCAAAGGGACGAUGUUGCAAAUGCUUCACCCAUCGCUGGAUGAGGUUGCUCAAAGCCAGGCGCUACGAUGCAUCCACAUCGGUCUGCUGUGCGUCCAGUCGAAACCUGAGGACAGGCCUGACAUAUCAGUCGUGGUAUUCAUGUUAACCAGGGAUAGCAUGGGGCUCCAGCCGCCGUCACAGCCUGCAUUCUUCUUUGGUAGAGAAUCACCUUCAGCUUUAGGGUCAGAUGCUCGAAGCAGCUAUACAUACGAGCGGUCUGGUUUCAUAUUGGGACAGGGUAUCUCUGUGAAUGAGAUUACACUCAGUGAACUGUACCCUAGAUAG